Molecule: messenger RNA, 1269 nt
Organism: Amaranthus tricolor (Joseph's coat)
Lineage: Eukaryota; Viridiplantae; Streptophyta; Magnoliopsida; Caryophyllales; Amaranthaceae
Product: zinc finger protein ZAT12-like
Exons: 1
Coding region: 158-865 (235 amino acids)
Source: RefSeq, a predicted model, not a curated record
CAAAGUCAAAAAGUCGGUUUCUAUGAUUCUCUCAUACCCAUCACAAUAUAAAUAGCUGAAUCAAUCCUUAGAAAUAAUCUUCAUAUUCAUAUUUAUAUUCAUAUUCAUAUAUUUCAUUCAUUCAAACUAAUUUAAUUUUAUCUUUAUUGGAAUCGUAAUGAAUACGCAAAUGACCGCCAUAGAAAGGUUUCCUUCAAUCCCAGGAGCGGCGGGAGAACUCGAGACUUUUGUAAUGGAGAAUUGUCGUCUAAUGUUGCUUUCUUCUCAGCAAAACGGUUCUAAUUCCGCCAUUGUUGAGGAUGAUAUUGGUCGUAUUUUUUCUUGCAAGACUUGCGGAAAGAAGUUCUCUUCUUUUCAAGCACUUGGCGGUCACCGUGCGAGUCAUAAAAAGAUUAAACCGGCUGAAAACUCCGGCGAAUCGAAUAUUCCGACGAAAACGAAAGCUCAUGCUUGUUCGAUUUGUGGUGUUGAGUUUCCGAUUGGUCAAGCUCUCGGAGGUCAUAUGAGGCGUCACAGAGGUAUUCUCUCCGGUGUAAAGGUUGUCGUUGGUGGUGACGACGAAUCGGUGACGGUGAGUAAUGUUACGACCGAAGGAAGUGUUGAGAUUAGCCAUAGUAGUCACAAUGAUGCUGAAAAAAUUAAGAGAAAAUGGGACGACGACGUUUUGGAAACCCCAAUUUUGAAGAAAUCUAGUAGCUCUAAAAGAGUAUGUUUGGAUUUUAGUUUAAGCUUAUGUAAAAAGAAUGAAGAAGAAAAAGAAGAAGAAGAUGAUGUUGAUGAAUAUGAGAUUGUUGAACAGGGUAUUAAAGAAGAAAAUGAUUUCUUGAAGCUGGAAUUAGGAUUACCAAGUUAUCGAUUUAAUUGAUGAUUUUGGUUAUUUUUCAUCGAUUCUUCUUUUUUUUUUUUUUUUUUUUUUUUUUUUUUUUUUUUUUUUUGGUGAUUUUGAUGUAAAUUUAGCAGGUUAUUAUUGGAUUAGUUAAGACUUUAUAGAUGGGAUUAGAGAAAAUAUACUUAGUGGGUUAUUUGAUCAUUUGUUUCAUGAUAGAAAGAUGUAUGUUCUUGGUUUUUUUAAAAAUCUUUAGGGUUAUUCUUUCAUUACGUUAAAAAUACUACUAGUCCUUGUAUUUUAUAACUUGUACUAGUAGUAUAUGUCAUGAGCUUGUUAAAAAGUAUAAUAGCUUGUUUAAAGAGUAGUGCAAUAUAAUUUGGGAAUUCUUAUAUUUUACUACAAUAAUAGUUUUAAGUAUUAUUUUGUCAAAUGUAAAUAAA